UUGUUAGAAACAUUACAGGAACUGAUAUCUCAAGAAAUUAAUGGCGACUGUUUACUUUCCAUUGGAACUGCUGCCAGGAACUAAAUAAAGGCAAUGCCGUCGGCUUGUUCUCAGGUAUAAUCUCCAAAGUCUCAUCACAUCAAUGGAAAUAAACUCAAGAAAAUUGAUUUAAGCCAUCUCGCCAUUAGACUUAGGAAGGCGAUAGCAACCAAAGAUUUUCCAGACAUCUGAUUCGACACCUUAUUUUCUAUAGGAUGGUCAUUAUGGAAAGAUAACAACAUUUGAGGGAGCUUUAUCUGCCGAGAAGCAUGCCAUUCUACAGAGACUAUCUAUAUCUUCCCAUCUGUAACUCAAUAUUCCUGGACAGAGAGCAGCAGUCCUCUUCAAGACGGUAGGAAAAGAACCCAGGUUGUUCCUUCGCUGUCUCCAGGACAUCAUCUGUGACCAAUGGUCACCAUGACAGCUAAAGCAGUUUUCAAAUGUCAUCCGAGCUCUCAUCACUUUGAUGAGCGGCACAUUAGACUGACCGAGCCUGUCAAGAUCGGCCGUUCGGUCGCAAAGGCCCGCCCGGCCUUGGACAAUGGGAUAUUUGAUUGCAAAGUGUUGUCCCGGAACCAUGCGCUCAUCUGGUACGACUUUGAUCUUUUAAAGUUCUUCUUACAAGACACAAAGAGUAGCAAUGGAACGUUUGUCAAUAAUAAUCGCCUUAGCAGGGGGUCGGAGGAGAGCCCCGCCCAUGAGAUUUGUUCUGGAGACAUUGUCCAGUUUGGAGUAGAUGUUGUAGAAAACUCAAGGAGAGGAACUGUGACUCAUGGAUGUAUUGUAGCUCAACUAUCACUAUUCCACCAAGAUGGCACAGAAGCAACAAGAAGUGAUUCAAGCCUGUCAGUGCCAGCAGGUUUCUCCGGCCAAUCAAUACAAGGCAACAACAAUGUUCCAUCUCAAGAACUCUACCAACUUUCACACUACCUCAAGGAAGCACUUCAUAGAGAACAGAUGCUUGAGCAGAAGCUGGUUGCGUUACAGAGGUUGGUAUCGUCUACGCAGGAGGCAACGGACAGUAGCUGGCAGGCUCUCAUCGAUGAGGACAGGUUACUCUCAAGACUGGAAGUGGUAGAAAAUCAACUCAGGGCAUAUUCUAAGGCGAACACGGAGGAGAGCAUAAGGAAGGAGCUGAUAGCACUACAAGAAGACAAGUCCAACUAUGAAAAGACUGUCAAGGAUUCAUUGAAAAAAGCCCUGGAGGAAAAGCUGGAAGCAUGCAGGAAAGUUGCAGACACAGAGCGAAUGUUGAGCAACUCGGAAGACGAGUGUGCGCACGUCAGGGAAGAGCUGGAGAACCUGAAGCAGGAGCAGGAGAUGCUCCUGGAGAAGUAUUCCCAGCUGGAGAAGGACAGCCAGGAGCUGCUCCAGAAGAUGAACGAGACCGACCGGCUCCACGAGGAGGAACUGGAGCGGUUGAAGGAGGAGCAGGGAGAAGUCCAGCAGAGGCUGAUUGCACUGCAGAUAACCGAGAGUACUCUGGGAGCCAGAGCGGAGGAGCUCCAGGCGGAGAACGACUUCAUCAAGGACCAACUCAUCUCAACAAAAGAACGUCUGGAGGAAGCACAGGAAGCUCUGAAGCGAGUCGGUAGUCCACAGACGGAGGGUGAUGUGAGCAAUCAAGACCAAGAUGAAAAGGAGGAUGAAAAGGAAGCUCCAACAGAGGAAAACAAUGAAGAGGAACCCGCUAAACAUAAAGCAGACAUCUCAUUAUCCCCUCCAGGUCCGGGGCCUCCAGUGGAAGGUGAUGAAAUUCCGGUACAUCACAUAUCUCUAUUAACGAAUGGUGAUGACAGGACGCCCACUCGAGAGUCUGGUGUUCAAGUGGAGACCAUGUGGAGGGAAGCCACCAAAAAGGAGAUGAAUGGCAGGGUGAAAGAUGCAACAGAUGGUGCUAUGUUGGAUUCUGUGAAAACUUUGAAGAAUACUGCAGAGGAGUCUGUCCUUAGACAAGUAUCUAGAAAGAAAUUUGAACUUGAAGAAGCGGAGCAGAGAAUAGCGGAAAGCAACAGGACGAUAGCUGGUCUAAAAAAUGAAUUAAGUCAAGCCCACCAGGAACUGGAGAAACAUAGUCAAGAAAUCAACUCACUAGAGCAGCGGUUGCAGGACGCGGAGGAGCACACCAGGACGGCCGUGGAGAAGGCCGUUGCGGAACUCAGGGAAAGACUAUCCCCAGAGGUUGGCUCUGAUAGCCAGGACAAUGAUUCAGAAACCUCUAGCAUACAAACAUUAGUUGAUGAACCUAUGAUAAUGGUCAAGGAACAAGAGAGGCAACUGGCUGCAGCGCCAGGCGGGGGUAUAUCGUCGUCAAAAGAGUCGUCGUCAACGACGUCUUUGAAUUCCUCGAGUGACAGUGAUGGUAGACUUCAAAAUCAUGUACAAGACGAUAGUGCAAACUCCUCAGGCUUAAAUGAAACUCUGCUAGAAAUUGACACCUUGAAAGAUGAACUGCACACGUUACGACAGAAGUACAGUCAACUAGCUACAGAGAAUGAAUCAAUCAGCAAGCAAUUACAGACCACUCAACAGGCCGCUAAACUCGCAACAGAUAAUGCUACCACCUUGAAAGGUAAAUUGGAAGAAGCAGAAAAGUCAUCCAGGGCAAUCUCGGCCCAGCUACCUUCAUUACAAGAAAAAUUAAAUAAGGAAUCAGGGCUGGUACAGCAAUGUCGUCAGGAAAUAGAAAGUUUAAAAAAAAAUUUAGCAGAGUCUAAUCAGUCAUCUAUGAGUAGUAAAACAGAGCUAUCACAAUGCAAAGAUAAAAUCAUAACCCUCUCAGGUGAUUUGGAAAGAGAGAAAGAAGCGAGACAAAAGCUUGACAAGCAAGUCACCCAAAUAGCAGCCCUGGAAGCAGAGCUAGACAAGGAAAGGAAGGAGAAAGCCGUACUAGAAACUAAAGUGAAACAACUGCAGAAGAGGAUAGCAGAGCUUGAAGAAUUGGAAAAGAAAAGGAUUAUAGAAAAUGAUAAAGAUACGGCAACGUCUCCUUCUGAAAGCGGUGAUCUCAAAUCAGCAGUGUCUUCUUUGGAAGCUGACCUGGAAAGUUCAAGACAAGAGAAGAACAGACUCAAGGAAGAAGUUAGCAAACUUCAAAAACUUCUCUCAGAAUCUGAAUCGGCAAGAAGGAAGCUAGCUGAUGCUAAAUCAGAUGGUAGCAUGGAGACUGUAGACUUCAAAGCAGAAAAGGAAAGUCUACAAAACCAAUUGACCAAAGCUAAUGAGGAUAUUGAGCGAUUGCGUAGUAGUCCUAGUCCUAGACCCCAAGACGUGGAUCUACUGAGGCAGCGCUUAGAGGCUGUUACACAAGAGUUGAACAGAACGAAGGAUAAUAAUGCAAUUGUCCAGAUGAAGUGGUUACCUGUGUGUGUGAUAGGCAUAGCCAUCCUGGCAGCUGUGUUUCAGGCUUUCCUGGCCAUGCGAGUAGAGGUAUGACGUCCAGUCCUCGUAUGCAACCAUAUCCACCCACAGCCGUCACAAGAAAUGAAGUCCAUGCCGUACUCUGUGAUCCUGCCAUGAUAUGUACUACGAGGAGCAUUUUCCUUGUGUCUCUGCCGGUCAAUUACUUUUGUAGGAAAGAUGAAGCACGUCCUGACUGAAAAGACCCAUGUUCUGUCCAAGUCGUGAUUCUCUCCGAAGCCUCUGUGUAUUGAUCUGAAUGCUACAUUUAGAUUUAAGUCAUGGAGCUGUUUCACGAGAGUUCAGUGUAAAGUGCCAAUUGUGGUAUUCAAUGUUUGAUCUUAUUUAUCAGGAGCACACAUCCUCUGAGUCUGAUCUCACCAAUGCGAUGAUGCGGUAUGCAAUAAAGUCUGUGUUAGCCCAUCUCUAUAGUAGCUACCUGCCUAAUAAGGUCACAUUUUGGGUGGUCACUAUAUACACAACUGGGACUUCAAGUUUGAUUGAAAGUCACACUUAAACCGUUUGCGAUACAACCGAGAGGAAAUUUUCUGGUCAUAUUUCACUAACAUGUAGAUUUUUAGGUUAUGUUGGUGAUUUUUUUGGGGGGGAAAGAAAAUGUGUGGGUGUCAUUUUUGUCAAUGAAUUGUCUGAUUCAAUUAUAAUGAUUCUAUUUCACUAGCAUCGCUGCAUCAAUGUUGUAUGAAACUUUGUCAGUUGAAGUUGGAUUUUCUUGUAUCCAUGACCAAUCACCCACAUUGACUGUAAAAUAAAUUAUGAAUAAUUCAUACAAUUCUCAUUUUGAGGAGAUGGUAUUUGUUCUUCAAAUGUUAUUGACCUACAUUUAUUUGAAUUUGAUUGUAUUUAAUCUGGGGUGAUUCACAAACAGUUUGGGGUGAUCAAAGUCAUACUUAAACAUCAAUGGGCAUAUGAUAUAUACAGUGGUGCUAGAAAGUUAGCGAUCCCCACCGCAUCAUGAACUCCUUCAUGCCGAGUGUUGAAUGUAGACAACAACACUUCAAUGUCCGGUGAGCCCAGAGAAACAAACGUUAUUGAAUGUAAUAUUUUAUCACCUGACUUCACAAUGAACUAUCUAUAACGGGGCAGAACUUGAACACUUUUAAAUAUGUUCAUUAGGUGGGGUUCACUAACUCGUUACCAUCACAUUAUCACAUGACCUCAUUAUGAGUAUGCAGGAGCAUGGAUCCAAUGGGCUUGAUCUGACUAAUGACCAAUGCAGAGCUGCCAAGUAGUACUGAUUUUCAGUAUUUAGUACUGAAAAAUGAGAAGAAUACUGAUAGUUUCACGUAAAAAUACUGAUUUCUUAAGUUUCAGCUUUACAUGUGGUCCUAUGGUAUUCUUUGAAAAUACCGAUUUUCUCACCGAAAUGCGUAUUUUCAGCUUUAAAAUAACUGAAAUGUUCUUUUUCUGAUUGGCAGCUCUGCUAAUGAGGUGAAAGGUCAUGUACAGCAUGCAACUCGGAAUUUAAGUGUCAUUUUCAGUCACAAUUGAGUCUUUGUGAAACUACCCCAUGGGCCUGUUACA
This is a messenger RNA of Lytechinus variegatus (green sea urchin), 4980 nucleotides long. RefSeq names its product sarcolemmal membrane-associated protein-like (gene slmap). The transcript has 22 exons. Bases 448 to 3474 code for a protein of 1008 amino acids. The record is from RefSeq and is a predicted model, not a curated record. NCBI's taxonomy places the organism in Eukaryota, Metazoa, Echinodermata, Echinoidea, Temnopleuroida, Toxopneustidae. Gene Ontology annotation, molecular function: protein binding.